AUGGGGAGAGCACCGUGUUGUGAUAAAAAUGGACUGAAAAGGGGUCCAUGGACUACAGAAGAAGACCAGAAACUCGUUGAUUAUAUACAGAAAAAUGGGUAUGGAAAUUGGAGGACUCUUCCGAAAAAUGCUGGGCUACAAAGGUGUGGAAAGAGUUGCAGACUGCGUUGGACUAAUUACCUUCGUCCUGAUAUCAAGAGAGGAAGAUUUUCUUUUGAAGAGGAAGAAGCUAUUAUUCAACUCCAUAGCAUCUUGGGAAACAAGUGGUCAGCUAUUGCAGCUCGUCUUCCAGGAAGAACAGACAAUGAAAUCAAGAACUACUGGAACACCCACAUUAGAAAAAGGCUUCUUCGAAUGGGAAUAGAUCCUGUAACACACAUGCCUCGUCUUGAUCUUCUUGAUCUCUCCACAAUUUUAAACUCAUCUCUCUGCAAAACUCCGAGUGGUCCACUCUCUAACGUCGAACAAUUCCAUCCAUCAGAUGUCACCAGCUUCAACCCACAAAAUUGCCAACUAAAUGAGUGGCAAACCAAUCAAAUAGUACCUUCUCUGCCAGAACAUUAUGUACCCUUAUCAGACUAUGGAUAUGAUCGUGUAUACGGUUCGGAUCAAUCUAACGUGGAUCAUCCUCCAUCAGAAACUUCAACUUUUCAAUCCAACGGCAACAGUAAUUUCAGCAGCUUUCAAUCAGUUUUGUCAAAUAUAUCAAGCGCUUCAUCAAGUCCAACUCGAUUUGAUUCGAAUUCUAUCAAAUUGACCAGCAGCAGUACUGAAGAAGAGAAGGAAAGUUACUGCAGUAAUUUGUUGAAGUUUAAUAUACCAGAUAUGUUGGAUGUUAAUCAGUUCAUGUUAUAA
Messenger RNA from Fraxinus pennsylvanica, 855 nucleotides. Lineage: Eukaryota; Viridiplantae; Streptophyta; Magnoliopsida; Lamiales; Oleaceae. The record is from the annotation of a GenBank genome assembly.